This is a messenger RNA of Syzygium oleosum, 4455 nucleotides long. Its product is annotated as pleiotropic drug resistance protein 3-like. The coding region runs from base 525 to 4316 and encodes 1263 amino acids. The transcript has 22 exons. Lineage: Eukaryota; Viridiplantae; Streptophyta; Magnoliopsida; Myrtales; Myrtaceae. Gene Ontology annotation, cellular component: membrane. The record is from RefSeq and is a predicted model, not a curated record. Gene Ontology annotation, molecular function: ATP hydrolysis activity; ATP binding; ABC-type transporter activity.
UUGAAGGUUGGAAUAUCAAAGAAUCACUUUUGAGACAUGAGGAAAAAACAUCAUAUGAGCCACAUUAUGCAAAUCGAUCUUACGAUUAGAAAAUUGGCAGUUUUGGAAUAUCUAUCUCUUAAUGGGACAUGCAUUAAAAACAUCUAAUUUCAAAUCUUUCACUUACUGUGAAUGGAUGGGGUGCGACAUACGUGUUGCACUAUGCCUUUAUAUAGAAACUAAUUACCUAUUUUCGCAAGAUAAAUUCCUAAUGAAACCUAUGGAAAAUCCAGUUGCACCUGCUUUACAAUCUAAGGAGUCUUAAGGGGAAUUAAUACAACUCCUUUUGACUCGAUUUUGUUAUCUUUUAUUGGCUUAUUUGGUAGCAAACUUAUUAGCUCAUGCAACUGCUUCUCUAUCCUAUCAAGCUAUUGUAAUCCAUCCUGGUAAAAAUCAUAGGACAUAAACACCAGAACCAUGAUCCAUUUUUCUCUGUGAAGCAGGCUCCAACAAAUAAGGUUGGCUGCAGGUAUCAGGGGAACAAGAUGAGAAUUCUCAAGAACAUUAGCGGCAUCCUUAAACCUGCGAGGAUGACACUAUUGCUAGGUCCACCGGGAUGCGGAAAGACCACCUUAUUACAAGCAUUAGCAGGCGAAUCAGAGAAAUCGCUCGAGGUUAAGGGAGAGAUUUCCUACAAUGGUCACAAGCUGAAUGAGUUUGUUCCUCAGAAGACUUCAGCCUAUAUAAGCCAAUAUGAUUUGCAUAUUUCCGAGAUGACCGUGAGGGAGACGCUGGACUUCUCUGCGCGUUGUCAGGGCAUCGGAGGAAGGGCAGACAUAUUGAAAGAAGUUAGUAAAAGGGAGAAGCAAGCAGGAAUUAAUCCAGAGCCAAGCAUAGACACAUACAUGAAGGCAAUAUCAAUAGGAGGACUGAAAAGGACACUCCAAACAGACUACAUAUUGAAGGUUCUUGGACUCGACAUCUGCGCAGAUAUAGUUGUAGGGGAUGCGAUGAACAGAGGAAUUUCUGGCGGUCAAAAGAGAAGGUUGACAACUGGGGAAAUGAUAAUUGGUCCGGCGAGAGUUUUAUUUAUGGACGAGAUAUCAACGGGUUUGGACAGCUCUACUACCUUUCAGAUCAUUACAUGCUUGCAGCAAUUGGCACACAUAACAGAGUCCACUAUUUUGGUGUCGCUUCUUCAGCCAGCACCCGAGACUUUUGAUCUCUUUGAUGACAUAAUUCUAAUGGCAGAGGGACAUAUCGUGUACCAUGGACCUCGGACUGAUGUUCUCAAGUUCUUUGAACACUGUGGUUUCAAGUGUCCGACGAGAAAAGGCAUUGCUGACUUUCUCCAAGAAGUAGUUUCCAAAAAGGACCAGGCACCAUACUGGCAUCACAAAGACCGGACUUAUAAUUUCAUAUCUCCAAGCACGUUUGCAAGGAUGUUUAAAGAAUUUCCAAUGGGAAAGAACCUAGACGAGGAUCUUGCCAGGCCUUUCGUGAAAACUGAGCUUCACAGAAGUGCCUUAUCUUUCGAAAUUUACUCGUUAAAAAAGUGGGAGUUGUUCAAAGCGUGCCUUUCGAGAGAAUGGCUCCUCAUGAAGUGCAACUGGUUUGUUCAUGUCUUCAAAUCAGCGCAGCUUGUGGUCAUUGCAGUUAUAACAGUGACCGUCUUCUUGCGCACACGAAUGGAACUCGAUUUGGUGCAUGCGGAUCUGUUCAUGGGCUCCCUAUAUUACGCUCUCAUCCGACUCAUGGUUAUUGGCAUUCAGGAGCUGGCAAUGACGGUUUCCAGACUUAGAGUCUUCUACAAGCAACGAGAUUUUUUCUUCUACCCUGCAUGGGCUUAUACCAUUCCAGCAGCCGUAUUGAAAAUUCCAUUCUCUUUACUUGAUGCGUUUCUGUGGACAGCUAUUACCUAUUAUGGAGUUGGUUAUAGUCCUGAGCCACAAAGGUUCUUUAAGCAAUUGAUCCUGCUCUUCCUAGUGCAUCAAGUAUCAAUAUCAAUGUUCCGAUUGAUAGCUUCCAUGGUUCAAAACCCCCCGGUUGCAGCAAUUUCCGGUCUAUUCUCCUUACUUGUUUUGUUUUUAUUCGGUGGCUUUGUCAUCCCAAAACCUUCUCUACCUGGUUGGUUGAAGUGGGGUUUCUGGUUAUCUCCAUUGUCAUAUGCAGAAAUAGGUGCUUCAGUUAAUGAGUUUCUCGCUCCGAGGUGGCAAAAGGUUUCAUCUCUUAAUGGCACUCUGGGGCAACAAGUGCUCAAACAGCGUGGUCUAGAUUUUAGUGACAACUUUUACUGGAUAUCAGUUGGGUCAUUGAUUGGAUUCUGGCUGGUCUUCAACAUUGGGUUCACCUGUGCUCUGAGUUUUUCUAAAGCUCCGAGUAGAUCUCAAGCUGUUGUCUCUAGUAAGAAGCUCUCCCAGCUGGGUAAAGACAGAGACAUUAACCGUCCUACUCUAAGAGAACAGGUGGCUAACAACGAUACUGCAAUAACAAAAGUUAGGGGGAUGGUUUUACCAUUUGAACCCACAACUCUAACAUUCGAAAACGUUCGGUACUUCGUCGAAACACCCAAGAAAAUGAGAGAGCAAGGUUUCCCAGAGAGAAGACUACAACUUCUUCGAGAUAUUACCGGAGCACUCAGACCCGGAGUCCUAACGGCUUUGAUGGGCGUCAGUGGCGCAGGGAAAACAACAUUAAUGGAUGUUCUUUCAGGAAGAAAGACUGGCGGUUUUAUCGAAGGAGACAUAAAGGUUGGAGGGUAUCCUAAAGUUCAAGCUGCGUAUGCCAGAAUAUCUGGCUACUGUGAGCAAACCGACAUACAUUCUCCACAAGUUACAAUUGAGGAAUCAGUGGCAUACUCAGCUUGGUUAAGGUUGCCAGCCCACAUUGACACAAAUACGAGAGCCGAAUUUGUGGCUGCAGUACUUGAAAUGAUUGAGCUAGAUGACAUAAAAGAUGCUAUAGUUGGUGCUCCUGGUGUAACCGGUAUAUCAACUGAGCAGCGUAAACGGCUGACUAUAGCAGUGGAGCUUGUUGCUAACCCGUCGAUCAUAUUCAUGGACGAACCUACUUCUGGUCUUGAUGCCAGAGCAGCCGCCAUUGUAAUGCGAGUCGUGAAGAAUAUUGUUAGCACAGGGAGGACAAUUGUGUGUACAAUUCACCAGCCAAGCAUUGACAUAUUUGAGGCUUUUUACGAGCUAAUCCUGAUGAAAAGAGGAGGUGAAAUGAUAUACUCUGGAGAGCUUGGCGAGCAUUCAAAUAAGCUUGUUGAAUAUUUUGAGAGUAUUCCUGCAGUGCCAAAAAUCAAGAAUAAUUACAAUCCUGCUACGUGGAUACUGGAAAUCACAAGUCCUUCGCUAGAAGAUCAACUUCGUAUAGACUACAGCGUCAUUUAUAAGGAGUCUGAGCGAUGCAGGACGAACCUAGAAUUAGUUAGAGAGCUAAGUUUGCCAGCGGCUGGCACAAAAGAAAUAAGUUUCUCUGCACGCUUCCCACAAAAUAGGUGGGAGCAGUUCAAAACAUGCUUGUGGAAACAACAUUUAACCUACUGGAGAAGCCCUAAAUACAACCUGGUGCGCCUGCUAUUCAUCACGGCAUCUUCCUUGUUGUGUGCCUCUCUCCUUUGGCAGAAAGGAAAGGAAAUAAAUGACGAGCAGGAUAUUCUCAACAUACUUGGAUCACUGUUUGCCUUUGUGCAAGUCACGGGGAUAGGCAGCUGCACUUCGGUUUUGCCAUUUGUUGCUGCCGAACGUAUCGUUGUCUACAGGGAAAGAUUCGCGGGAAUGUACUCGUCGUGGUCCUAUUCAUUUGCUCAGGUGGUCAUCGAAAUUCCAUACAUAUUCCUGCAAGCGGUUCUGUUUGUGCUGAUCACAUUCCCUGCCAUAGGUUUCUACGUCUCAUUCUAUAAAGUGUUCUGGUACUUCUACACCAUGUUUUUUACGCUGCUCUAUUCCAAUUACUUCGGAAUGAUGCUGGUUUCACUGACACCGACGUACCAAGUGGCUGCAUUGUUCGUGAGUUUUUCCUACACCAUGUUCAAUCUAUUCUGCGGGUUCCUCAUUCCCGGACCCGAAAUUCCGGUGUGGUGGCGUUGGUUUUAUUGGAUAUGCCCGAACGCGUGGUCAUUGAGAGGUCUGCUUAGUUCGCAAUACGGAGACAUCCAUAAAGAGAUCACAGUUCAUGGACAACAAACAACGAUCAGCGCCUUCCUGGAAAGUUAUUUCGGAUAUCACUACGAUCAACUCUAUAUCGUAGCCAUCGUGCUUUUGACCUUUCCGCUAAUUUUCACGUCUGUAUUCGCUUGUGCCAUUGCAAAAGUGAACUUCCAAAACAGAUGAAAGGGAGUGUAGAGACCGCUUCAUUGUAUGCUUCCACCUAGAAAGAUCAUGUAGUUUUCGAUAAUAGUGAUCAAUCAAGCCAUUGAAUUUCCAAAGCCGUUCAUUAUCAGAGCCUUCAACUGCUCUUUAAAUUCUCAAA